AUGAAGAAAAUGAGGACAGCACUGAUUGUAGCCGUAAUUCUCUCAGCUAUUACCAUGACUGCUUCUUAUAGAAAGAAACCAUUGUGUGAAAUGUGCGAAGGACUCAUAGAGAAAGUCGAUGAAGUGCUCGAGAAAGGAGGAGAUAUUGAGGAGGCCGUGGACGAAUUCUGUCGAGAAGAUGUUCCAAGUUUUCUCGUGGAAUACUGCGAAAAGAUAAUUUCUAAGAAUCUCAAGGAAAUCAUCGAAAAACUCAAGGACCACGAAUCUCCAGAGAAAAUAUGCACAGAUAUUUAUCUUUGCUCCGCUUGA
Molecule: messenger RNA, 309 nt
Organism: Cylicostephanus goldi
Lineage: Eukaryota; Metazoa; Nematoda; Chromadorea; Rhabditida; Strongylidae
Source: the annotation of a GenBank genome assembly